CAAGCUGGAGAAAGAAAGGAAAAACUCCAUUAAAAACCUCCAGGCUCUCCUCCAUGUUAGAAAUGAAAUGGAAAAUGGAGUGGAUUUAACAGGAAUCCCUGAUUCCUGCAGCCAAGCUGGAGGAAGGGAGACGCGAAUCAAAGCCGCAGGCUGCUGAUAUUUUUUAAGUCGCAAUAAAUACUGAGAACUCCGGGGCAGGAUGAGGAUUUCCUGACUCGGAUGAACAAGAAAGGACAGAUCGCUUUUUUAUGAUAUUCCUCUCUGUAUAUUUAAUUUAUUCACCUCGAUGAUUCUCUUGACUGAUCUGGUAAUUGUUAGAAGCGGCUUUGACAGCCUGGAAACAUUAGUAUGAUUUCCUGAGUUUGAGAUUUGCUGCCCCCCCCGCUCCAAACUCAGGAAAAGUCAAUACAAUCGCACUUCAUUUUUCCUUCAUGUGCACUUGGAAGUCCUGGGAGCAGCAAGAGCAGCGGCAGCGGCAGCAGCAGCAAGAAUGAACUGCAAGGAAGAAGAUGACAACUGCACUGACGGGAGCAGCAAUAACACGAAGAAGAUGUUAAAAUGCGUGGUGGUUGGGGAUGGUGCAGUUGGGAAAACCUGUUUGCUGAUGAGUUAUGCCAACGAUGCCUUCCCAGAGGAGUAUGUCCCCACUGUGUUUGACCACUAUGCAGUAACUGUGACUGUGGGAGGACAACAACACUUACUGGGACUUUAUGACACUGCAGGGCAGGAGGACUACAACCAGCUGAGACCCCUGUCCUACCCCAACACGGACGUGUUCUUGAUCUGCUUCUCGGUGGUGAACCCUGCCUCGUACCACAAUGUCCAGGAGGAGUGGGUGCCCGAGCUGAAAGUCUGCAUGCCCAACGUGCCUUACGUCCUCAUAGGAACACAGAUUGAUCUCCGGGAUGACCCCAAAACUUUGGCUCGGCUGCUUUACAUGAAGGAGAAACCACUCACCUAUGAGCACGGAGUGAAGCUCGCAAAGGAGAUCGGAGCACAGUGCUAUCUGGAGUGCUCAGCCCUCACGCAGAAAGGCCUUAAGACUGUCUUUGAUGAGGCAAUCCUGACCAUUUUCCACCCCAAGAAGAAGAAGAAGCGUUGUGCAAAGUGCCACAGCUGCUGCACCCUUGUGUGAAGUCACUUUGAAAGAAAAACGAGAUGAGUUCAAUGAAACCAAGCAGGUUAGAAAGGCAACGAAGGUCACAUGCAACUGAAAUGGGGAACAUGACCAGAAAGGGGUCCUUCCUACCCAAAUAUAGGAGCCCUCCGUUCUGUGAAACCUCCAAGCUGUAUCACACUAGGCCAACUCAUGUCUAUGUGCUUUCCUUAUCCUCCAGAGUUGUAUGCAGCCUGUUCCCACUACUGCAGACUGCACUGAGCCAACAGAAACCAGGACGCCUGCUCCUGCUUGACUUUUCACCUUAGGAAUAAGGUGAAGGUGGUGUCUGG
This is a messenger RNA of Aptenodytes forsteri (emperor penguin), 1449 nucleotides long. RefSeq names its product ras homolog family member J (gene RHOJ). NCBI's taxonomy places the organism in Eukaryota, Metazoa, Chordata, Aves, Sphenisciformes, Spheniscidae. Bases 491 to 1135 code for a protein of 214 amino acids. The transcript has 5 exons. Gene Ontology annotation, molecular function: GTP binding; GTPase activity. The record is from RefSeq and is a predicted model, not a curated record. Gene Ontology annotation, biological process: small GTPase-mediated signal transduction.